Messenger RNA from Melopsittacus undulatus (budgerigar), 4032 nucleotides. RefSeq names its product zinc finger CCCH-type containing 12A (gene ZC3H12A). Gene Ontology annotation, cellular component: cytoplasmic ribonucleoprotein granule; nucleus. Gene Ontology annotation, biological process: 3'-UTR-mediated mRNA destabilization. Lineage: Eukaryota; Metazoa; Chordata; Aves; Psittaciformes; Psittaculidae. Gene Ontology annotation, molecular function: metal ion binding; RNA endonuclease activity; mRNA binding. The record is from RefSeq and is a predicted model, not a curated record. The coding region runs from base 157 to 2118 and encodes 653 amino acids. The transcript is spliced from 6 exons.
CUGCCCUUCCGCGUUGGCGCAGCGAGGCCCGGGCCCCGGUAUAAAGCGGCGGCCGCCGCCCGGUGCGCUCUGGCCCCAUGGAGACGCAGCGGAGGCCCGGCGGGGGCAGGCCGGUCCUGAGCGUGAGCCGAGGCCGGGAGCACCCCGCGGGGAGCCAUGAGCGCGGGCAGCGGCUCCUCCGGCCCGGGCUGGCCUGAGGCGCUGCCGGCAGCCAGGCCUCCGGCGUCCCGGCCUGCAGAGGGGAUGAGCGGCACGGAGCCGAGCGAGGGCCGCUGCCUCGGCCUGCCCGAGCCGGGGAGCCCCGGCCGGGAGCCGUGCGCUGGGAUGCAGCUGAAGGUGGAUUUCUUCCGCAAGCUGGGGUACUCCUCGGAGGAGAUCCACGUCGUGCUGCAGAAGCUGGGGCUCGACGCCGACACCAACACGGUGCUGGGCGAGCUGGUGAAGCACGGCCCGGCCGAGCGGGACAGCACCGACACCCCGGCCGAGGGCAAGGAGGCCCCGCUGGUCCCGCGGGGGGGAGCCGGGAACAAGAGCCCGGCGCCGGGCCCGGAGGAGGCGGAGAGCGACAACCUGAAGCCCAUCGUUAUUGAUGGCAGCAACGUGGCCAUGAGCCAUGGAAAUAAAGAGGUGUUCUCCUGCCGAGGCAUCCUUCUGGCUGUCCAGUGGUUUUGGGACAGGGGACACAAGGAUAUUACAGUCUUUGUGCCAUCUUGGAGGAAGGAGCAGCCACGACCAGAUGUGCUUAUAACAGACCAGUACAUUCUCCGUGACCUUGAAAAGAAGAAAAUCCUGGUCUUCACUCCUUCCAGGAGGGUUGGAGGCAAACGUGUCGUCUGCUAUGAUGAUCGAUUCAUUGUGAAACUGGCACAUGAGUCUGACGGCAUUGUGGUUUCUAACGAUACUUAUCGGGACCUGCAGAACGAGCGUCCUGAGUGGAAGAAAUUCAUUGAGGAGCGCCUGCUGAUGUAUUCCUUUGUUAAUGACAAGUUUAUGCCUCCAGAUGAUCCCUUAGGGCGCCAUGGCCCCAGCCUGGAUAACUUCCUCAGAAAGAAACCUGUGGUGCCAGAAAACAAGAAACAGCAGUGCCCUUAUGGGAAGAAAUGCACUUACGGAAUUAAGUGUAAAUUCUACCACCCCGAAAGGAUCAAUCAGCCGCAGCGCUCAUUAGCUGAUGAACUCCGAGCCAAUGCAAGGUUGUCUCCUACCAGAAGUACCAGUGCCAAGGAGGAGAAAAAGGGCAAAAGAGGUUCCCAGGCAGAGCUCCUGUGCUCUCUGCCCUCAGAGAGUGAUAAAAGCUCUUUGCAGAAGGCUUCUGCCGAGAGGAAAAGCUUGACCCACAAAGCAAAGGCCAAUGAUGCUGCGCUUCAGGUCAAAGGCUGUGUGUCAGGCAGUGUCCCCCCUAACAGUGGGAGCCACAGGUCCUCUGACAGGUACCAGCAGCCUCACAUGGACUCUCUGUCUUACAUGUCUCAGGAUCAUCUUGACUCGGGCAUUGGGUCUCUGGAGAACCAACUGUCUGAUAUGUGGCCUUAUAGAUCUACCAGUCACUGUGAUCAUUCCCAUGCUGACCAGGUUGCAGUCUGCACCUGCAGUAGGCAGAGAUCCAUGUACCCACAUUCUCCCAGCUUAGAGCAAAAUGGUCUGGUCUCUUACAAGCAUGGUUCCCACAGAUCUUCUUCCUCUGGUGCUAGCUUCUUGCAGUAUAACCCUGAGAUAUCUCACUCAGGACAACCUCACUCGUUCUCAGGCUAUGGUGUACCUGUACACCCAGCUAAUGCUGGGCAAUACAGCCUGCCCAGUGAGUAUAACACCCCUCCACCCCAUUCUCGUGAGUACUGGUCUGAACCAUACCAGAUGCCUCCUCCUCAAGUGAGAUCUUCCAGUGUGCGAGAUCCUCGCUCAGUGCAGAGAGCCCCAGGACCAGCGUAUGGGGACUCCCACCAGUGGGCUGUGUCUGACCAGUUUGCAGAGGAACGGGCCAAUGUGCAUGUCAAGCUGUGUGGCAUAUUCCAUCCCCAUUUAGUUGAUGCUGUGAUGAGCCGUUUCCCUCGGCUUCUGGAUCCCCAAAGGCUUGCUGCAGAGAUACUCACAUACAAGUCUCAGAAUCCAGGUAUAUGAGGUGAUGCUGAGGGCAGCCAGGCAUAGGGAAGGCUUAAAGGGCGGUGUUAGCACUCUGUAGCUGCCAUAGCUGCCUUCUGAGGGCUCCUUCUUACUCCUUGGAAGUACCAGGCUCUAGGUGGAGGCUGGAUACCAGAUGUAUGCUCACAGCAAAUUCUGGUCUAGAUAUGACAGCAUCCCCCUCUUAGGUGAGAGCACCUUAGGGUCCUGUCUUCCCCAGGGGCUGUUGAAGAGGCUCUGGGUGCUGAACAGAAGAGGUUGCAGCUUCAGAGCAGGAUUUUUCCUCUGGGGGUUCCAUGGUGAGUUAGGCCCACCCUAAAUUCCUGCAGUUGUUCAGGAACUGAAUGUGAUUUUACUCCUCCCAUUAGCUUCAGUUUUGAGAUGGUUUUGUGUAUGUCAGGUGUGCAGAGGGAGUACUUUGGGGGGCUUAUGAAAGAUCUGGCCUAGUACCUUUGCGGUGACAUGAGGCUUAUUUGUGAAGAUUGAAAUGCAUUGUCAAGGUUCUUAGCUCUUAACUAAGCCUCUUCACUAUAUCCUGCCAUGCAGAUCUGUGGGAAAUGGUGGAAUAUAUCUAGUAUGAAGCUAGGUUUAGCUGGCUCUGAUUUGGUUUUAUUGGUGCACUUUGAGGAUGCUUUCCAUACCUCUCCCACUGAAGCUGACCUUCCUGAGAUGAGGCACUUCUCCAGUGUGUGCCAUAAGUGCUUAGCAAGCUGCUCGGCUCCCAGAAAACAGGAGCUGGGAGUGCAGCCCUUCCUCAGGAUGAGAGGCCUGACACUGCUCCAGAGCUGGGACAUGCAGUUGUCAGAACAUGAGGGUGACCACGGUAUUGAUGCUGAAACACUGACCUUGCCUGGUACCUCUCUUAGUCUAUCUCUGUACACCACUGACAGGGAGGAUUUAUGAUGUUGUGCCUUGUGUUUUCAGACAGCAAUAGCUUUGAGCACCCACUAAACCAGCUGUAGUCAUGUCUGGACUGCUGCCAGUCCUAUUCUGGAGGAUUCCUUAAUAGUUUUUCCUCUGUAAAGCUGUUGCUUCAUCUUCCUACCAAUGUUCUCCUGUCCCCUUCAGCUUUGUCAAACUAUAGCAGCACCCAAAAACGUAGAACGAGGCUUACUUGGUAAGACACUUCCCCUCUCAUUCCCUUUGACUCUGAAAGAUGUUUUUUUACUGUAGAUACUGUAACAGAUUCUAAAGAUGCAAAACCAAUUGCUGUAGUAAUUGGUUCUGGUCCUGGCAUUUCACUGUGCUUAGAAUGCAGAGGUGUUUCUUGCACUUGCAGGCCAGAAGCAGUUGAUUUGUUGAUACACAUUGUAUCUAUGUGGUUUUGUUAUGUGUUUUUAAAUACGUCCAGCUUGUGGUUAAAGCCAGGUCAUUGAAUGGCAAGUCAUGAUGGGGAGAGCAGGAUACAGCAGUUGGAGCACCCUCUUCUUCCCUCUGACUGUCCGAGUGACCUACCCAGACUGGCACCAUGUGCCAUAGAAACCACAGGGACACAGAAACCUGUAUACCUGGUGAAUUAUGAUACAUUACUGACGAGUAAUGUUUCAUGUUAGUAAGCAAAAUGCUUCUUAAUUUUAAGUAACCUGAGACUUUGCAUAUUUGUAAAUUACAGGAAAAAAUGGUUUUUAAUGUUAUUAUCCAGCAAGUCUGCUGCUUGAGGCUGGUUUUCACUAGUAUGGUCUCGACUCGGCCAUUGUGUUACUUGGCGUGGUGGGGUUUGGUGUUCUGAUGGAAUGCUCAUACGUGCUGCUUCUCUUGCAAUCAGAAGAUUAACAUUUUCUGCUCACAAGCUGACGUUUUACUGACCUCUCUAGCAUUAUGCAGUGUAUAGCUCAUGUAUUGAAUGGAGGCAGCCGGGUGAAAGCCAUGGCAAAGCAAGAACAUGUGGUAUAUAAAUAAAACUGCUGAGUUGAA